GACACUUGCGGGCUGCCCCCAGAACAUUCUACGCAAAAGACGCAUUUCACUGUGUGUUUCGAUGUACAUGUGACCAAUAAAGAUCCCUUAUAAUGGCGAACCGGCUCAGCAGUCGUCGUCGGAGCGGCAGGGCCCAAGACAGCGCUGGGCCUUCGUCUUCCCCGAGCGACGGGGGAGAACCCGCACGCUUGAAAAGAUUUCGAUGACGUAGCGCAUACAUCAUUUCCGUUUUCAGAAGGCGAGAACAGCGCGGCUUAAAAGGCCCACACAAGGCAGGUCUCACAUUCAUAUUGGAAUCAUUUGGAGGGAGUCAAUAAAGUAACUCUUUUAUAUGCAGUACAAGGACCUGGGUUCAAUCCUGACCGUGGAUGCUGUUUGUGUGCAUGUUCUCCUUCUGACUGCGAAAUUCCUUCAUCUGAAAAAUGUGCUGAUUAAUCAGAUGAAAAUGAUAAGAUUCUGUGAGAGACAACAUCACAUUGAAAAUAGAAAGUCCUGGAAGGACUGAAGUACUUACCAUCCCAAAUGACUAAUAGGAAUAAAAUUCACAUUUUCCUUGGGGCACCAGCCAUUUUGACACAGCAGAAACCGGCAGCACCUGAAGCAGUAACUGCAGGAAGCUCGAAGAAGUGGCUUCAGUGCCAGUUUUUGUAUGAUACAGGGUCCCUCAUUGCCAAAAGCUACACCACUGAAACCUCUCAGAGAAAUCUUGACUAUCGCAAAGUAACGGUACAAUUGGGAAACCAUACCAGACAGUUUUCUGCUUCAAAAUGUGAAGAAGGAGUCAUAACAGUGUCCCAAGAAUACGCUGCUGAGAGCUUUGUUGCAUCAGGAUUAGAGCAGAGACUAAGUGGCGAGUGUGACCGGUUGUAUGAUAAAAACCUCAGUGCCACAGAGAAAGGAAAACAGAGAGAGUUGAGUAACAGAAGACUGUUGUACUCUGAAGGAGGUCUCAAAACAGAUGAAGAAGAUGCUGGUGAACCCACCAAUGUACUUUGCACAGAAGAAGGUUUCAAGACACCUAAGUUUGACAACAGAAGUACCCAAAACAGAGAAAAUGAGACUGAAUCUGGGGACCCCAACAGUGCAACACUGCAGAAUAGACAGUUGAAAGAAGAUGAUUAUGAGUUACCCCAUGAGUUGCUGAUGGAAUAUCUACAGAAUACCUUUCCAACUGAGGGACAAGAAUGUUGCUUCAGACACACGACAGUGAACCUAAGUUUAUCAACAGAGUCAGAGUUCCUCAGUGUGUUGGCAGCCAGUCAAGCUGCCGUUCUUUUACAGAAAUGUUCAGAAGGUCAGUUCAACUUAAAGACUAAACUGAAAACAGAUGUAACAGACACUGAGAUACCCUUUCAGUUAAAGGCAUCUACCUGUAGUUCUGUUAGGCAUUCUGGACAAUGUGAGAGUGAGAUGGUGUGCAGACAAGCUGAUAGUUCUAGAAGUACCCCAGAGCUACUCAACUCAUUGAGUAACCAGCGAUUGUCCGCCAGUGAAGCUUUGGGUGGAAGGACAUCAGAGGGGUCAGAGCUGCUCUUCAGUCCCACCACUGACUGGUCCGAAGGUGAAGUUGAGAUCAAUAUUGAGCCAUACAGUGGAGGAAUCCUGUGCUCUCAGGCUGUGAACUCUGCCAAGUGGUCUUUAAAAAAUUCAAUGGAAACCACCAAAAAUCCUGAGGAGUUAAAUAAGGAAAUCCAAAAACGUAGAUCUGCAGAUUGCUUACAUAAAGACCCACCAUCACCCAAGAGAAUGAGGACGAUAGAUUACGAGAGAACCUCUCAUCUUGGUCACUAUCUACAAGCAAUGAGGGCACGGUGGUCAACAUCUAGGCUUGGCUUUAUGGAAACAGAGCAGCUUAAGUGUUGUACUGACAAGAAAAGGAAUUACCAUGUUUUAGUCACAGUUCUCUUCCGCUGCCUCCUGAAGGAGAUAGAGAUCAAGUCAGGAUCACUGGCUGGGUGCAGCAGAGUCCCCAUAGCAACUAUUGUGGUAACAGACCAAUCGGGAGUAACCAGGAAGGUCGUGCUCUGGCGAGCUGCUGCAUUCUGGGCACUGGCUACCUUCCCUGGAGACGUUGUUCUACUGACAGAUGUGACUGCGUACUGGGACCACUGGCAAGGAGAGGAGAUGUUGCAGUCCACCAAUAGGAGUAAACUAAUCAAGCUGGGCCCUUGCUUGCAGAUUCAAGCUGCACAGUGGUCACAGACAGUGAAUCCCAUAGCACUGAAGGAGCUUGUUGCAUAUAUUUCCUAUCACCACACCCAUCUCCUGACACUGGGGCCAACAAACCAUCAACAUUCAGACUCCAUGCAAUAUGUCCAACUCUAUAAUCUGCAGCCAGGUCUGGUGGUACAUGCACGGCUUAAAGUAGUCCUCAUCACUGUGCUCACAGAGAACACAUACACCUAUGGUGGGAAGAAGCAACAGAAGAUAAUGCUAACCGUGGAACAGGUCAAAGAUAAACCAGGCACACUGACUCUCUGGGGAAAUGGAAUAUCUUGGCACUCUCGGAUUCAAAAGAAAUUGGACCAUGUCUGGGACUUCAGAAUCCUGCUGGUCUGUCAAAAUCCCAUCACUGGCGACUUGGAACUGCACACCACACCUUGGUCAUCCUGGAAUGCCUGUUUGAUGAUGAUGAGAGGGCUAUUGAGUUCAAAUCUAAAUACCAACCCAGUAAGAUGGCCUGCAUUUAAAGCGAUGGACCUUUCAACACUGUUACAUACCAGGUAUCCAGUGACUGUUGAAUUAAAGACACACAUAAUUGCAAUGCAGUGGAGUACGUCCUCUUCCCUUAAUCCUCUGUUCACGGUGGAUGCCUUCACACCAGCAGAGGUGGUCUUGGCCUCUCUUUCCCAUUUUACAUACUCUGGCUGUGGAUACUGUGGCUGCGAGCUAGGAUUUGAUGAGAAUGGCAUCUACCGGCAGUGUAUUCCUUGCUUACCAAACAGAGCCCUGAAGAUUUAUUACAGGCCCACAGUGCUUACACUAGCAGAUGGAAAUUCCAGUGUAGAUGUUUCUGUCUCAUCCAAACUUAUGGAGAAGAUAUUCCUCAAUAUUCCUCCCACCUGCCUACACAAACCCAUAGGAGUGUUUGACAAGGUGACAUACGGCUUGGUGAUAGCAGACUUGUGCUGCUCCUUGUUUACAUAUCCCGCUGACUGUUACAUAUUGACAGUGCAAAGCCAGCUGCAGCUGGAUGAAAACAGCAUCGCCAUGAAGCGAGAUCUCUACCUGUUGGACUUCCACCCUGACCUGUAACCCACAGCCUGCUUUGAAACCUAAACGGUGAAUUCAUCAUUCCUACAUUCGAGGGAAAGUAGGAUGGGGAUGGUAGGGAGGAAUGGUGGUGGUGAGUUGUUGAGGAUAGGAGAAUAGGUUAGCACGACGCUAUUACAGCGCCAGCGAUCGGGGUUCAAUUCCCGUCGUUGUCUGUAAGGAGUUUGUACGUUCUCCCGUGUCUGCGUGGGUUUCCUCCGGGUGCUCCAGUUUCCUCCCACAUUGCAAGGACGUACGGGUAGGUUAAUUUGGGUUUAAAAUGUGUGGCGCGGACUUGUUGGGCCGGAAGGGCCUGUUACCACGCUGUAAAUAAAAUUUUUAAAAAAUUGACUGCCAUUACACUUUCAAGCCACACUGCAUCCCAGGGAUGUUCCUCAACUGAGAGCUCAGGGAAAGUGAAUUCUCCCUCUAGAAUAAGCCACAGCUUGUUCUAUUCCUGUUAUUCAUUAUUGCGAUGGGAGCAUCACUGGCAUCUAUUUCCCAUCCCUCGUUGCCCUUAAGAAGGUGAUGGUGGACUACCUUCUUAAAUAUCUGCCUUCCAUUUGGACAGUGCUGUUAGGGAGGGAGUUCCAAAACCUUGACCCAACGAUGAUUAAGGAAGGAUGACAUGUAGACCAUGGCUUGGUGGGGAACAAUGAGGUGAUGCCUCUGUCCUGUUCCUUGCUCUGUAGGUGGUGGUGAUCUCAGUUUUGGGAAGCAGUGCUGAAGAAGCCCUGAUAACCCUCUGUAUUGCAUCUGCGCCACAAUAUUGCGACUGUAGUGGAUUCUGAUAGGAAGUAAAUGCUUCUGAACUGCACGAAGAUUCCAAGUUUACUUCAGCCUUUGCUUGCUGCCCUCAAAUUAGUCUUUGCACCUCUGACUUGGCAAAGGACAGAGGUUGGCCAUGCCUGCUAGAAGUUAUGUGGUUACCAAUUCUUCAGGACUCUCCUGUGGAGUCUCCAGGAAUUAAAUCUGAAUAGACUGGAUAUUGUUGCAAAUAACCAAAAAGAAAUGUUAUAAAGGCAUUGAAAUAAACUGUAUUUUUUGUUUCAUUUUAUAUGACCCUUUUUAUUAUUUGUAAAACCUUUGGAUAUGGUGACACAAGAAUUGUUUGACUGACUAGAAUAAUGCAUUUUAAUUAACUAGGCUUCUAUUCACAGUUGACCUGGAAAGGUGUGUGCCUUCCCGAUGAACUCAUCAGGUAGUCGAUGCUGAAACAUUACAUUUGGACAGUUGAAGGUAGUUGGUCAGGUGAAGUGUGUGCAAGGUUUUCAGGAGAGGCAUUUUGUGAUCAAAGUUAUCCUUAGCAGUUUCUUCA
Messenger RNA from Pristis pectinata (smalltooth sawfish), 4570 nucleotides. RefSeq names its product shieldin complex subunit 2 (gene shld2). NCBI's taxonomy places the organism in Eukaryota, Metazoa, Chordata, Chondrichthyes, Rhinopristiformes, Pristidae. Gene Ontology annotation, cellular component: site of double-strand break; nucleus. The record is from RefSeq and is a predicted model, not a curated record. Gene Ontology annotation, biological process: regulation of double-strand break repair via homologous recombination.